GGGCGGGCCUGGGGCGGGCGGUGCUCCCGCAGGCCCCGCGCUGGGGCCAUGCCGGCUGUGCUCGGCGCUGCCUGGGCCCUGCUGGCUGCCGCCUUCCUAGCGCUGCUGCUGCUGCACCGGGCCCAGGCGCGGCGGCACGGCGGAGGCACCGACAUCGCCUCAGCCUUCUUGCAGGACCUCAUCCGCUACGGGAAGACUAAACGAGGCGGCGGGCAGCAAGCUGCCUGGCUGCGCCGCUUGCAGGUGCCCAAGAGGUGGUUUACUCAUUUUUAUGUAGUUUCUAUACUCUGGAAUGGCUUUCUGCUGAUGAGGCUUUUUCAAGCUGAGUUCCUUGGAGCAUCACUCCCCCCAUGGAUUCAGAUCUUCCAUAGUGCUUUUGGCAGAGAGUUGCAGAACCAGAAUACGGACAGUGAACGCUUCUCUGCACUCUUGGUUCUCCUGCUCCUUUGGCUGCAUAGCUUUCAAAGACUUGCAGAAUGCCUCUAUACCAGUGUGUUUUCCAACGGCGUCAUUCACAUUGUGCAGUAUUGCUUUGGACUUGGUUAUUACGUUGCUGUUGGCUCAACUGUGCUAUGUCAAGUGCCUACUAAUGUUAGGAAGGGAAAAGAACUUUCUGUGCAGAUCUUCUGGUAUCAUGUCAUAGGCAUUGUGAUGUACAUUUGGGCCUCUCUUCACCAGCACAGAUGUCUUGUGAUUCUAGCUAAUCUUAGAAAAAGUAAAUCAGGAAAGGUUUUAAGUCUGAGCCACAGUAUACCUUUUGGAGACUGGUUUGAAAGAGUUUCUUGCCCUCAUUAUUUUGCAGAACUCCUCAUCUAUAUAUCUAUGGCCAUCACAUUUGGAUUCCACAAUGUGACGUGGUGGUUUGUAGUGAUGUAUGUUUUUUUUAACCAGACACUGGCUGCUGUUCUGUGUCAUGAGUUCUAUCAGGAAAAAUUUACCUCCUACCCAAAGCAUCGAAAAGCAUUUAUACCAUUUAUUUUUUAGAACAUGCCUUCUGAAGUGUAUUUAGUGCAAACUGGGAAAUGUUUUCUCUAAGAGAAUGAAAAAUUUACAUUUUACUAAAGCCAAGCCAAAAUUGCACACUUUCUCUAUGCUAUAGAGCUUAAAAAGUCGUAAUUUUAAUCUCAUCAGAGUUGCUGAUUUGUGUGUGGAAACUUAAGGUCUCUGUAUCAUACAAGCAAAGAAAAAGCUUAAUGAAGACCUUAAUUACAACUGAUGAGAUGCUAACUGGGUCUUUUCCAUUUUAUAGUUUUAUGCAAAAAGCACUUACUGUUGUGCAACAAGCCAGAAUGCAUAUACAUGAAAACUGAAGAGAAAUGAUAGUGCGGGGAAUAAUUCGAACUGCUGUAUUUCAUGCCUUGCCUAAUACUUAAACAUAUUUCUUUGUGUUCUCUUUUAUUUGCAUCCCUUCGGAGGGAGGCAAAUGAUGUAUUGGCUUUCUGUACUUCUCUGGUGGUAAUGAAAACCAGGCAGUGCCUUGUAACUGCAAGCACAAGGAGUGGUGGAGGAAGCUGUGCUGGAGGGGUGACUCAUUCUCAGCAGCAGCGAUAAAAAGAGCACAAAACACUCCUUGUUUAUCCUUAAUCUGGGAAAAUCAUAGAAGGUUCUCUGCAGUUCUGUCAUCCUAAGUUCAGGUCUUUGACGUCCUUUGUGUUUCAUGGGGUGAUGGCAACCAGCCCUGGUCCUUAAGGGGCCCGUGUGGGCAGGGGGAAGGAACUGCAUGCAGCAGCCUGCUCCUCACAGUUGCUGCCGCUUAGCACAGGGCUAGGUGGGUUUUGCACUUAGCAACUGGACGGUGUGGUCCUCCUCACGGUACAGGAGGGGCUGAGAUCUGCGUGAUGGAGCAGAUGGCCGCUAGUGUCCCAGCGUGUGCUCGCUUCUGUGUGUGUACUUAACGAUAUUUUGUAUACGAGAAGAGUUUUUAUAUACUUUGGUACAUCUUAUGACACAAAAUAUUUAAUUAAAGAUGUUUGAUACCUUCCGUU
Molecule: messenger RNA, 1985 nt
Organism: Numida meleagris (helmeted guineafowl)
Lineage: Eukaryota; Metazoa; Chordata; Aves; Galliformes; Numididae
Gene: SRD5A3
Product: steroid 5 alpha-reductase 3
Exons: 5
Coding region: 49-984 (311 amino acids)
Biological process (GO): polyprenol catabolic process; dolichol-linked oligosaccharide biosynthetic process
Cellular component (GO): endoplasmic reticulum
Molecular function (GO): 3-oxo-5-alpha-steroid 4-dehydrogenase activity
Source: RefSeq, a predicted model, not a curated record